UCACGAGCGAGGAAGUCGUAAGCUAGAAGAAGCUAGGAAGUCCGGGAGGUUUCCGGCGAAGGCAAGUUAAACCUCAUCGUUCUCUCCGGAGGUCGCCGGCGAAGGCAAGUUAACCCUCAACGUUCUCCCGCGCUUUUUUGUUUUUCAAAAUUCCGUAAAUCCGCUGAAUCUACUAAAUCAAUAAUUUAAUGCAAAACCGAGGUGAAUAGGAACUUUAAAAAUGGUAAGAUUGUUUAUUUUUUAGAUGAUGGAAACCUUUUGGUAGGAUUUAGGGUUAAUCACGGGCAACAAACGACCAAUACAAAACCCUCGGAUUCUACCGUUAAACCCUCAAACCUAGUUCAGUGACUGAACCAAAAUCUGUACGUAAAGGCGAAUUUCUUCAAACUGGCCGAUGCCAAGAUCGCAUGAUAUUUAAAUUUAAACCGGCGCUUUCGCUGGUUUCUUCUAGCCGUCAUUGUCAAGCCAUCAUUGCUGACCUCCUUCAAUCAUGCAUCUCAAGCCAAACCCUACAAUACCAUCUUCUCCAACCAAUCCACGCCCAAGCCCUUGUCUCUGGCCUCCAGUCUGACCUCUUCAUCAACAAUCUCCUUAUCAAAUGCUACUCUGAAUCCAGCCUUCUUCAGGAAGCCUGCCAAGUGUUUGAUCGAAUGCUUCAAAGAAACAUCAUAUCAUGGUCCUCAAUGAUCUCUAUGUUCACGCAGCAUGGCGAAGCUGAAGAUGCCCUCUCCCACUUUUCAUGCUUCAGAAGAUCAUCAACCUUUUCCGAACACCCAAAUGAGUUCAUCCUUGCCAGUGUCCUGCGAGCUUGUUGUCAGUCCGCAGUUGUCAUUGGUUGUGCGUUUCAAGUUCAUGGUCUUGCCAUUAAAACAGGUUUUCUCUUGGAUGUUUUUGUGGGCACUGCACUGAUUAACUUCUAUUCAAGGAUUGGAUGCAUGGAAGGAGCAAUGUUGAUAUUUGACGAGCUACCAAUUAGGAACUCUGUUACAUGGACUGCCAUUAUGUCAGGGUUUUCGCAAACUGGGCAGCACGAGUUAUCCCUAAUGAUGUUUGGGGAAAUGAAGGUGGCAGGAGUGAAACCUGAUAUGUUCGUCCUUUCUAGUCUGAUAAGUGCCUGUGCAGCCACGGAAUUUCUCGAAGGUGGUAGACAAGCACAUGGUUAUGUGUAUAGGAGGGGAAUUGAGAUGGAUGUCUCCAUCAAUAAUGUGCUUGUUGAUUUGUACUGUAAGUGCUCUAAGGUGGGAACUGGGAGGAAAGUAUUUGAGAGGAUUUCUACCAAAAAUCUUGUAUCUUGGACCACUAUGAUUGCUGGCUAUAUGCAGAAUUCAUAUGACAUGGAUGCACUGGUUUUGUUUACAGAGAUGAGCAGGCUAGGGUGGAGGCCUGAUGCAUUUGCUUGCACAAGUGUUCUGAGUUCAUGUGGUUCUUUAGUGGAUUUGGAACGUGGUAAGCAAGUUCAUGCAUAUACCAUGAAAGCUAAUUUGUGGUUUGAUGGAUAUGUGAAUAAUGCUCUUAUUGACAUGUAUGCCAAAUGUAAUUCUUUAGCUCAAGCAAGAGUUUUGUUUUGUGCCAUGAAUCGACAAGAUGUGGUUUCUUACAAUGCCAUGAUAGAAGGAUAUGCGAGACAUGAUGAGAUUUCAGAAGCUUUUGCUCUAUUCAAUAGGAUGAGAUCCUUGUCAUUACAUCCAAGCCUUCUAACUUUUGUGAGCCUCAUCGGAGUAUCCACGUCGUUUUAUGAGGUUGAUGCUAGCAAGCAAGUUCAUUGCCUAAUAAUUAAGUCUGGUAUAACAUUGGAACCUUAUGCUGGCAGUGCUAUGGUGGACGCCUACUCUAAAUGUUCAUAUCUUAAGGAUGCAAGAAAAGUGUUUGAUGAGAUGGAAGAGCGGGAUUUGGUCAUGUGGAAUGCUAUGCUAUUUGGGUAUGUCCAGAAUGGUCAAGGUGAAGAAGCUCUUAAGCUCUUCCAUCAACUUUGCAUUGUUGGAAUGAGGCCUAAUGAAUUUACCUUUACUUCAGUUGUUGUAAUGGCUAGUUUUUUUGCUAGUCUCUUCCAUGGUUCCCAGUUUCAUGCUCAAAUUAUAAAAGCAGGUCUAGAAUUCGAUUCGCAUGUUUUGAAUGCACUUAUUGACAUGUAUGCAAAAUGUGGCAGUAUUGAAGAUGCUAAAACUUUAUUCAAAGCAACAAAUGAAAGAGACGUUGCAUGCUGGAAUUCAAUGAUCUCCAGGUGUGCACAGCAUGGGCAUUCUGGAGAAGCCCUUAGAAUUUUCGAUUUAAUGCUUCGCAAGAAAAUGAUACCGAACUAUGUAACAUUUGUUGGUUUGCUCACCGCAUGUUGCCAUGCCGGGCUAGUCGAGGAAGGAUUGUCUCACUUCUGUGCAAUGAAACUUGAUUUUGGAAUUGAACCAGGCAUGGAGCAUUAUGCUUCUGUAGUUAACCUAUUGGGAUGUGCUGGGAGAUUGCUGGAGGCGAAAGAAUUUAUUGAACAGAUGCCAAUCAAACCUGCUGCAGCAGUGUGGAGGAGCUUGUUAAGUGCAUGCAGAGUGUAUGGAGAUGUUGAAUUGGGAAGGCAUGCAGCAAGAAAAGCAAUGUCGUUAGAUUCAAAUAAUAGUGGGUCACAUGUUCUAAUGUCAAAUAUACUUGCUUCUAAGGGUAUGUGGGAAGAAGUAGAGAUGAUAAGGGAGAGGAUGGACCAAAUUGGGACUGUGAAGGAGCCUGGUUAUAGCUGGAUUGAAGUAAAGAAGGAGGCUCAUGUGUUUAUAGCAAAAGGAUGGGAACAUCAAGAAUCAGAUAUGAUUUAUUCAAUGUUGGAUUCUUUGACAUUGAUGAUUAAAGUUUUUGGAUAUGUGCCCUGCACUGCUUAAUCACUGAUGAACGAUGGAAAUGUUGAAAUUGUCGGCAAUAUUUCAUAGCACGAUAAUGCCAAUGAGAAAAGGUGGUGAGCUAUAUGAAGGAGAAAAACUUUUAACUUCUCAUAAAAUGUGUGAAUUUUGAUAUUGGUUGUCCAUAAUUAGAUAAAUUCUUUAUUGGCAUCA
Molecule: messenger RNA, 3029 nt
Organism: Dendrobium catenatum
Lineage: Eukaryota; Viridiplantae; Streptophyta; Magnoliopsida; Asparagales; Orchidaceae
Product: pentatricopeptide repeat-containing protein At4g39530
Exons: 1
Coding region: 408-2858 (816 amino acids)
Biological process (GO): RNA modification
Molecular function (GO): protein binding; RNA binding
Source: RefSeq, a predicted model, not a curated record